AUGGAGAUCACGUUUUCGUGUGCACCCGAGGCCAGGUUCAGGCGACCUUCAUGCUGGACGCAGUCCGCUACCGACUGAGAUGGAUGCGUCGAAAAGCCGCUGUGUACCCUUUGGAAAAACUACCAAAGCUCUUGUAAACCAGAUGUUCAGAUGAAAGUAACCGUUACCCAGUCAGGACUAAAGGCUCUGACAAAAGAACAUGGGCUCACCGAAUACUGGAGCCACCGUAUCACCUACUGCUUGGCACCCCCGGCGUACCCCAAGGUGUUCUGCUGGGUCUAUAGGCACGAGGGAAGGAAGCUGAAGCAGGAGCUGCGCUGCCACGCGGUCCUCUGCAGCAAGGAGAGCAUCGCCCGCAGAAUGGCCCAGGACCUCAGCUUCAGGCUCGCCCAGGCCCUGCUCGAGUUCAAGAGGGACAAGCUGAGCAAGCAGAACGCCAGGCUGUCCUUAGCCAACGCCGUGUACGACAACCCAUCUCUCCCUAGGCGGAAGAUCCUUCUAUCGACCGGUUCCCAGAACUACAGGCCUCCUUUGGAGAGGUCCAAAUCUGCUCCUAAAUUGAUGUCUAUCGAAGAGAGUUUAGAAGAAGAGCAAGAGGAAGGCGAAGUCAGAAGGAGUUUCAGGACUAGGAUGCGAGUUCCUCAACAGUCAUUCACCGAUGACGUCUGGGGAAAAGAUUCAGUACAUGUACCUGGAGAAUUCGAUCUUCAAGAAGAGUUCAAAGGAUUCGACGAAACUGGAGAAGACAAAGAAGAAAAAGUAAUAUUCGAUCCUCAGGUAGAAAGGGAGAGGAAAGCAAUCGUUAGGAUGUCUUGGGGAGGAGAAGACAUAUCAGGAAGUGUGUUUGUGACAGACUUGAAAAGUGAUCCGCCAGAUCUUAUUCAAAACGUGUCGAUAGGGAAAGACGUCGGUAACGAUCUGUUAGAUAAUAGGAAAAAACUUUUAGACUCGUUAUUGGAUCCGGGAAUGGAGAGUUUAGAAGCGGCCUUCACCAAACUGUACCCGGACCUGGACUACCUUGAGGAGGAGUCGACGCCUUCGCUGCAGAGCAUAUCCAGCGGCUCGGACACCUGUCGCCCUCUGCGGCAGUGCGACUUGGACUCCCUGUCGGAGGAGGACAGCGACGAGAGCGGGUUCGCCGAAGUCGGGGACGACAAGAUCCGAGACAUGCCCUCGCACCACCUCGUCAAGCCCUGCCUCCUCGCCACGCAGUCCGCCUCCCUCGAGGUCUGA
Messenger RNA from Nezara viridula (southern green stink bug), 1233 nucleotides. Lineage: Eukaryota; Metazoa; Arthropoda; Insecta; Hemiptera; Pentatomidae. The record is from the annotation of a GenBank genome assembly.